GAGACGAAGGGAGAGCGCGCACGUGGAAGAAGCGACGGUCCUCGCGAUGUGGUGCCCGCCGCCCUUCCCGCCUCCGCCGCCCUUCCCGGACUGGGGCUCCCGGGGGCCUUGGGCGCAGCCCCCUCCGCCGCCGCCAUGGGCCUGGCCUCGGCCGCCCUCCGCCUCCCCUUCUCCUUCCCCGGCGCGGCCCUCAGGGAGAAAUUGCCAUUUUGAUGGACAAUGGCAGGAGCAACAAUCCGGAUUUCACCAUUCUGGACCAGGGCAAGGCAGGAAGUAUAAACGGAAGAACAAGAAGAGAAAAGAACCUGUUUUUUCUCAUUACUGUGAUUCAUGUGAUCGUGGUUUUAAAAAUAAAGAGAAAUAUGAAGAACAUGUCUCUCAGCACAUGAAGUGUACAGAGGAUGGCUGCAGUUUCAGUGCACACGAAAAACUGAUUCAGAUCCAUUUGAAAACUAUGCAUGCUCCUGGUGCCAAAAGAAUCAAAUUGGACACUCCAGAGGAAAUUGCAAAAUGGAGGGAGGAAAGAAGAAAAAAUUUCCCUACUUUGGCAAAUAUUGAAAAGAAGAUAGCACUACAGAAGGAAAAGGAGCAACGUGGAGAGGUUCUUAGGACAUUACAGUUUGGCAAAAUGAAAGGAAUGUGGAAACCGCCUCAUUGUGAGGCUUCUAGGCAACAAGGAAAAGGAAGAAGGCGAAAGAAUGGCUUCUGGAAAAAAAACAAGAAUGUGCCUAAUGAUAAAGAUCUCCUUUUACAUGCUCAAAAUGCAGCAACAAAUGGUAUCCAGAGCCAUGGAACUGAGAAGGAAGUUAAAACACAGCCUGCUGGAGAAGCACACCCUUCUCAGAGAGAUGUUGAUCCUCUUAGCAUUUUGGCCAGUAAUGAUCUUGAUUCAGAUAAAGAAGUGGAAGAUGAAAAAGAGGCAGCAGGAGGGAUUAGUGUCAUUCCGAAGCAAGUUACUUCAGCUUUGAACUCACUGGUAGCCAAUUAUGGCAGUUUGUCAGAAAGUGAAAGUGACCAUGAAGAACCCAUCAAGACUGCAGCAAAAGGACUUGAUGAAGACCAAGCAAUUCUCAGAAGUGUCCCUCAGUCUUCAAACAGCCCUCGAGACUCAGAACACAGAAGCAGCAAUGGAACUGUUAAUCAUACAGAUGCAACACAGAGGCGACCUGAUCCACGCACAAUACACACCCGAGGUCCAAACAGACAAAAGAAUGGACUUCCUUUAGUACCAAAACGCCGUCCAACUCUUCUGGAAAUGCUGCUAGCAAAGGACAUCCGGCAUGAAAGAAAUGUAAUUCUUCAGUGCAUUCGCUAUAUCCUCCAAAAUGAUAUCUUUGGAUUCCACUCACAGACUAAUUUAACUGGAGAGACUUCUCAAGCUGUGGGAGACCUUUUGGCAGACCGGCCUAGUGAAGCUCAUAACUCUCCUAGUUUGCCCAACCAGUUAACACAAGAAAACGAAUGUCCUGGAGUUCAAAGCAAGGAGGCAUCUGUAUCCCAAACAUCACCAACUUCUCAAGCUACUGAUGAGAAAGUUUGGGAAACUGCUGAAGCCUGCAGUGAAGAAGACUGACUUUUGUGCAAUAAUUAGAAAAUUGAUGAGCCCUUUCAGGGUUGUAUUAAAAAAAUACUCAGAUUACCAGCGACAUCAUACGAUUUCUCUUAAGUUUCAGCUGCGGUUCUGAUGGAAGUGCAGAAUCUACUUUGCCACUGUGCUGACUUUACAAUAUUUUUUUUGCUGGUUUUAUUUUUGCAUCUCACCAUUUGUAUAGAGAUUGAAUUAAAAUUACUUUAUAGAGUAAA
Messenger RNA from Anolis sagrei ordinatus, 1803 nucleotides. RefSeq names its product nuclear FMR1 interacting protein 1 (gene NUFIP1). Gene Ontology annotation, biological process: box C/D snoRNP assembly. Gene Ontology annotation, cellular component: nucleus. NCBI's taxonomy places the organism in Eukaryota, Metazoa, Chordata, Lepidosauria, Squamata, Anolidae. The record is from RefSeq and is a predicted model, not a curated record.